AUGUAUCUGAUCACCAUCCUGGGAAACAUUCUCAUCUUCCUGGCUGUUAUGUUGGAUACCCACCUCCACACUCCCAUGUACUUCCUCUCCAACUUGUCCUUGACUGAUAGCUGUUUCAUCUCCACCACAGUCCUAAACAUUAUUGUGGACAUCCAAACUCACAGUAGAGCCAUCUCCUAUGUGGGAUGCCUAACACAGAUGUCUGUUUUUGUCAUUUUUAUAUGUAUGGAUGACAUGCUUCUUUCUGUGAUGGCUUACGACAGGUUUGUAGCCAUCUGUCACCCCCUGCAUUACUCAGUCAUCAUGAGUCCACAACUCUGUGUUUUCUUACUCUUGAUAUCAUUAUUGUUUAGCCUUUUGGUCACCCAACUGCACAAUUUAAUUGCCUUACAACUUACCUGCUUCAAUGAUGUUGAAAUAUCCAACUUUUUCUGUCACCCUUCCCAAAUUCUUAACCUUGCCUGUUCUUCUGUUACCUUCACCAGAAACAUAGUAACAUAUUUUGUUGGUGCCAUAUUUGUUGUUUUCCCCAUGUCAGGGAUCCUUUUCUCUUACUAUAAAGUUAUUUCCUCCAUUAUGAAAAUCUUAUCAUCAGGUGGGAGGUAUAAAGCCUUUUUAACCUGUGGGUCUCACCUAUCAAUUGUUUGCUUGUUUUGUAGAAAAGGUAUUGGAACUUAUCUUGGUUCAUCUGUAUCACAUUCUCCCAGGAGGGUAUGGUGGCCUCAGUGA
Molecule: messenger RNA, 729 nt
Organism: Castor canadensis (American beaver)
Lineage: Eukaryota; Metazoa; Chordata; Mammalia; Rodentia; Castoridae
Product: putative gustatory receptor clone PTE01
Biological process (GO): G protein-coupled receptor signaling pathway
Cellular component (GO): membrane
Molecular function (GO): olfactory receptor activity
Source: RefSeq, a predicted model, not a curated record